UGCAACACCUGCGGCUAUGCAGUAACUAAUAUCGAGGCCUCCUAUGCCAAUGCGCAUAACAGCCUCCAGCCAUGCCAUUGACUUGAGCGAUGCUUGAGCACCUUUCACCGCGGCCGAAAGCGCCAGCGCUAGCUAUAAGGCGCAGAUUCGGGAAGCCGCAUGUGGAUUCUGCAGGCAGAUGGCAGGCUACUGAGGACAAGCUUUGUAAGGUCUUCGUACAUUGCAAGCUGAAGGUGAUGGCACAAGGGUGAAGCGUUUAUGCAGAUAUUGGUAGCACGCGCAAGCGGAGCCAGCAAUCAAUUAUAGAAGGUCUUCU
Baudoinia panamericana UAMH 10762 is the source of this 316-nucleotide messenger RNA. RefSeq lists its product as uncharacterized. NCBI's taxonomy places the organism in Eukaryota, Fungi, Ascomycota, Dothideomycetes, Mycosphaerellales, Teratosphaeriaceae. The coding region runs from base 90 to 251 and encodes 53 amino acids. The record is from RefSeq and is a predicted model, not a curated record. The transcript has a single exon.